Molecule: messenger RNA, 1546 nt
Organism: Sorex araneus (European shrew)
Lineage: Eukaryota; Metazoa; Chordata; Mammalia; Eulipotyphla; Soricidae
Gene: CACFD1
Product: calcium channel flower domain containing 1
Exons: 5
Coding region: 137-718 (193 amino acids)
Biological process (GO): vesicle-mediated transport
Cellular component (GO): membrane
Source: RefSeq, a predicted model, not a curated record
CCGCGCUCCGGGCGCGCCUCCCUGCCCGGGGCCCCGCCGGGGAGCCCCGGCCCGUGGGCUGCCUGGACAGCUGGACGGACAGUGGACGGGCCCCGAACAGAGGCCCCAGUCCGGCCCUCCAGCCAGCCCCGGCGCGAUGCAGGCCCCCAGGGCGCGGCCGCCCCCCGGCAGGGCAGAGCAGGGUGCAGGCGGGUGGCACGGCGCUCCGGGGGGCAGAAGAGUGGCCCCCAGCGUCCUGGGCGCUCGCUCUGCCUCGGAGUCCCUGCGACACGUGACUGCCCCGGAGGGUCGCAGUCGGGGCCCGGGAAGGGGGCCUGCUCCUGCCUGCGCCAUCUCCGGCCUCUUCAACUGUGUCACCAUACACCCUCUGAACAUCGCGGCCGGCGUGUGGAUGAUCAUGAACGCCUUCGUCCUGCUGCUGUGCGAGGCGCCCUUCUGCUGCCCCUUCCUCGAGUUCGCCAACGCCGUGGCCGAGCGGGUGGACCGGUGGCGCUCCUGGCAGAAGGCCGUCUUCUACUGUGGGAUGGCCGUGGUCCCCGUCGUCAUCAGCCUGACACUCACCACUCUGCUGGGCAACGCCGUCGCCUUCACCGCCGGAGUGCUGCACGGGCUCUCGGCCCUGGGCAGGAAGGGUGAUGCUGUGUCCUACGCUCGGCUGCAGCAGCAGAAGCGACAGGCUGAUGAGACCCUCACUGAGACCCUCGAGGGGGAGCCCUGAGCCCCUGCACCCUCCACUCACCCACCAGCUCCCCCGCCUCGCCGAGAGGUGCUGGGCCGGGGGCUCCUUCCAGCAGCCUGAGAGCUGGAAAUGCCUGGGACUUACCAGACGGACUCACCUGGACAGCCGGGCCUCGGGCAGGACCCCCAGACCUGGGCCUGACUUGGGGCGGGAGGUGGGGCUGGGGCAGGAGCACGCGUGCUGGGUCCAGGCCGCCUCUGCCCACCUCCGUGGCCCACAGUGCUCCCGGGGUGCUCCUUGAGUGCCCGGUGCAGCAGCCUGGGGCCCUGGGCUGGGUGCUGAGCCGCCCUGAUGCUAAGGUGUGGGGAGCCCGUCCCCGUCCCGGGUGCUGCCCCCCGCGUCUCACUGGGCACCGCCCCCUGUGGGGUCUGACGGGCCAGCCAGUGGUGGCACCACGUCCCGCAGCGUCCCUCCCCACCCGUGCAUCGGCUCCUCCAGAACCCCGUCCUGCAGGGCUGGGGGGCGCGGGGGGCAUCCGCAGGUCAAAGCUGACCCCUGCUCAGCCCCGCCGGGCAGGGCCCAGGGCCGGGCUGUGCCGUGGGACGUGCCUUCAAGGCCUCUCUGGGCCUCUUCUUCCCGCCGGAGCUGGCUUCCAAGGGCUGAAGACGUGGCCUGCAGGCCACGUGGCCGUGUGUGUGCACGUGUGUGUGUGUGUGUGUGUGUCCUGUGUGCUGUGACUGUCUCUACCUCCCGGUGCAGCCACACGCCCGCCUGCAGGAGGGGCAGGCAGGGCUGGGUGUCGGGGCAGCGCUGCCUCACCGGGGUGGCUUUCUGUGCUUCCAGCAAUAAAGCCCAGAGACCCCCGGC